This is a messenger RNA of Penicillium odoratum, 1635 nucleotides long. Its product is annotated as Zn(II)2Cys6 transcription factor. The record is from RefSeq and is a predicted model, not a curated record. Gene Ontology annotation, biological process: positive regulation of transcription by RNA polymerase II. Bases 1 to 1635 code for a protein of 544 amino acids. Gene Ontology annotation, cellular component: nucleus. NCBI's taxonomy places the organism in Eukaryota, Fungi, Ascomycota, Eurotiomycetes, Eurotiales, Aspergillaceae. Gene Ontology annotation, molecular function: transcription cis-regulatory region binding; zinc ion binding; DNA-binding transcription factor activity, RNA polymerase II-specific. The transcript is spliced from 5 exons.
AUGAUACCCAACCGAGUCUGUGCUCGUUGCGCCCAAAUUGUGAUAGCGACAGACACUAACAAGGACAGAAACAACGUUGUGAUGGUGGUCUGCCUUGUUCUCGGUGUAAACGCCGAGAGAACCAGCGGAGAGCGUGGGUCCCUCGAAAGUGAUCAUCUCACGCCGACCACGCGCAUCGCGCUCACGUCGGGGUUGUUUAAAUGUGAUGAGACCCGCCCAAAAUGCGUUGAUUGUCGGCGCUUGAACUUGCCCUGCCAAUGGCCUUCCAGCACACCGGUGGCUAGUCCACAUUCCCCGGAAUCCGAUUCUUAUACGACGGAACCAAUGCACCACUUUCAAUCGGAUGUGGAUCCGAUUGAUAGUGCCGACGGAGAUCCGCUGACCCUUGACUGGAGCACACCUGAUAACGAUGAUGACUUUAUCGCCUCACUUUUCCCACAUCCAUUGUUGCCCACUCAAACACCUUCCCUGGGGUCGCCGGUCUCCACAAACCCGCAUUUACGGAGCGAAGAAGAUCGUUCGCUGUUCAAUCACUAUAUUCAUGUCGUUUCGCGUGCCCUUUCCCGUUCCCAUGAUUCCGACCGGAACCCAUUCCUGGUGACGCUGUUGCCCCUAGCUGCCACAUCAGAUACUGUCACUAGUGUAAUCUUGAGUUUGAGUGGAUGUCAUUGGAAGCGGGUCUACCCAAGCAUAUGGGGCUGCGCACUAAGAAGACAAGGCCAAGCGUUGGCCCAAGUGAAUAACCUUCUCGGCAAGUCAGAUAGCCGAUGUACUUUUGAAGCAUGUGUUACCAUUCUAUUACUCUGCUUGACCGAACUAUUCGAUGGCACGUCGCGGGUAUGGAAAUGGCAUCUCAAAGCCGCCAGUGCCAUUUUAAAGUCGCCGGCCUUUCAGUCUCUCAUUUCGACCGACGAGUGGACAUUCUGUAUUAGCUUGUUUCACUAUCUGGAUUCGAUGUCGACACUCUCUCGAUGCAAGGCUCCCCUUUUGCACCCCGAAACAAGCAUGACAGAGCUCACCACCAACUUUCGGCGAAGCAGUGUACCACAACUGGAACGUGGGGAAUCCACCACGGCUAUUUAUGGAAUAUCUCCAAUUCUGUUUGACUUUUUGGGCAUGGUCAAUGUCCUGGCUGAUCACCGAAGUAAACGGGUUGACGAACUCUCUGAAAUUGGCUUCCGCGCAGCGGCGGCAAACGUGGAGACCAAAAUCGACGAAUGGCGGAUGAAUCACGAUGAGAUUCCUGACCAGAGGCCUGACACGAAAUUCGCAACCAUUGCAAUGGAAUGGGCUAUUAGACUGCGUCUACAUCAAGUAGUAGAGGGGUAUGAUCCUUUGCAUAGUUUCGUUGAAAAAGCGAUCAUCACAAUCUUAGAUGCCGUGCAAGAGAUUCCUUACGCUAGUCGAGUGGAGGGCUGUCUUCUGUUUCCACUGGUCAUUGCCGGGUCUUCGAGUGUAACGAUUGAACGAAGGAUGAUAGUGAAGGAGCGUCUAAUGGUGAUGGAAAACACCUUGGGGUUCACUCAUAUUCAAUAUGCUCGACAGCUACUAGAGACUGUUUGGGAGAGUUCCGCAUCCGACCUAAAUUGGGCAUCAGUCCGAUAUAGUAAGUUUCCGGGCGUUGUAUUUGUAUAG